GGCCACUAUGCCUCCAGGACUCUAAAGCCGUGGUAGAGGGGGAAGAACAAUUUUAGAGAGGAUGCCCAGCUGGUUUGUAGAAACCCCAGCUCAUUUCUCUUGGAAAGAAAGUUAUUACCGAUCCACUAUGUCCCAGAGCACACAGACAAGUGAAUUCCUCAGUCCAGAGGUCUUCCAACAUAUCUGGGAUUUUCUGGAACAGCCCAUAUGUUCAGUUCAGCCCAUUGACUUGAACUUUGUGGAUGAACCAUCAGAAAAUGGUGCAAGAAACAAGAUUGAGAUUAGCAUGGACUGUAUCCGCAUGCAGGAUUCGGACCUCAGUGACCCCAUGUGGCCACAGUACACGAACCUGGGGCUCCUGAACAGCAUGGACCAGCAGAUUCAGAACGGCUCCUCGUCCACCAGCCCCUACAACACAGACCAUGCGCAGAACAGCGUCACGGCGCCAUCGCCCUACGCGCAGCCCAGCUCCACCUUCGACGCCCUCUCUCCGUCCCCCGCCAUCCCCUCCAACACCGACUACCCGGGCCCGCACAGCUUCGACGUGUCCUUCCAGCAGUCCAGCACCGCCAAGUCGGCCACCUGGACGUAUUCCACUGAACUGAAGAAACUGUACUGCCAAAUUGCAAAGACAUGUCCCAUCCAGAUCAAGGUGAUGACCCCACCUCCGCAGGGCGCUGUCAUCCGUGCCAUGCCUGUCUACAAGAAAGCUGAACAUGUCACUGAGGUGGUGAAACGAUGCCCCAACCACGAGCUGAGCCGUGAAUUCAAUGAGGGACAGAUUGCCCCUCCUAGUCAUUUGAUUCGAGUAGAAGGGAACAGCCAUGCCCAGUAUGUAGAAGACCCCAUCACAGGAAGACAGAGUGUGUUGGUACCUUAUGAGCCACCCCAGGUUGGCACUGAAUUCACAACAGUCCUGUACAAUUUCAUGUGUAACAGCAGUUGUGUUGGAGGGAUGAACCGCCGUCCAAUUUUAAUCAUUGUUACUCUGGAAACCAGAGACGGGCAAGUCCUGGGCCGACGCUGCUUUGAGGCCCGGAUCUGUGCCUGCCCAGGGAGAGACCGGAAGGCGGAUGAAGACAGCAUCAGGAAGCAGCAGGUGACGGACAGCGCAAAGAACGGUGACGGUACGAAGCGCCCUUUUCGUCAGAACACGCAUGGCAUCCAGAUGACAUCCAUUAAGAAACGGAGGUCCCCAGAUGAUGAGCUGUUAUACUUACCAGUGAGGGGCCGCGAGACCUAUGAAAUGCUGCUGAAGAUCAAGGAGUCCCUGGAGCUCAUGCAGUACCUGCCUCAGCACACGAUCGAGACUUACAGGCAGCAGCAGCAGCAGCAGCACCAGCAUUUACUUCAGAAACAGACCUCGAUGCAGUCUCAGUCUACAUACGGUAACAGCUCCCCACCUCUGAACAAAAUGAACAGCAUGAACAAGCUGCCUUCCGUGAGCCAGCUUAUCAACCCUCAGCAGCGCAAUGCCCUCACCCCCACCACCAUUCCUGACGGCAUGGGAGCCAACAUUCCUAUGAUGGGCACCCACAUGCCAAUGGCUGGAGACAUGAAUGGACUCAGCCCCACCCAGGCCCUCCCUCCCCCACUCUCCAUGCCAUCCACCUCCCACUGCACUCCCCCACCUCCGUACCCCACAGAUUGCAGCCUUGUCAGUUUCUUAGCGAGGUUGGGCUGUUCAUCAUGUUUGGACUAUUUCACGACCCAGGGGCUGACCACCAUCUAUCAGAUUGAGCAUUACUCCAUGGAUGAUUUGGCAAGUCUAAAAAUCCCUGAGCAAUUCCGACAUGCCAUCUGGAAGGGCAUCCUGGACCACCGGCAGCUGCACGACUUCUCCUCCCCUCCUCACCUCCUGCGGACCCCCAGUGGUGCCUCUACAGUCAGCGUGGGCUCCAGCGAGACCCGGGGCGAGCGCGUUAUUGAUGCCGUGCGCUUCACCCUGCGCCAGACCAUCUCCUUCCCGCCCCGCGAUGAGUGGAACGACUUCAACUUUGACAUGGAUGCUCGUCGCAACAAGCAACAGCGCAUCAAAGAAGAGGGAGAGUGAGCACUACUGUGUGAAUGCCUCCCAUCCUCUCCCCAUCUGUCUGCAUCCCUACAAGGCACUAGUGCUUGACCUUCAAAGUGUCCCCUUUAGCUCCUUUCCUUCCUCUUCUCAGUCUGGCUUCCUAAGGGAAGAAGAAGUAAGAGGCUAUCUUUGAUCUAAUGUCCAACCUGGCAUCUGAUUCUGAUUCUGGCUUUAAGCCUUCAAAUCUAUUGCUUGCAGGACUGAAGUUAUCAUGGCUAGGUGGAAGUGAGCAAAAGAGCAGUGGUUGUCUCCUUAAGCUGCAAAGAUUUCUCAUUGACUUUUAUAAAGCAUUUUCACCCUUAUAGUCUAAGACUAUAUAUAUAAAUAUAUAAAUAUACAGUAUAUAUUUUUGGGUGGGGGGCAUGGAGUAUUGUUUAAAUGUAAUUUAAAGGAAAGGAAACUGAGUUGCACUUAUCAACUUAUUUUUUUAAUUUACUUGUUUGGAUGGCUUAUCUAUACCCCUUCUUUCAAGGGGUAUUAGGUAUGGUAAUUGGUAUCUAGAGCUUGAUGCCAUAUAUGAGUGACAAAAAUGUCCUUUCAGUUCUUUUGAUGCUAAGCAAUUGCCACAUCAAACCUUUGGAGUGAUCCUAUUAUAUUUACCAUUGCAUACUGUAUGGGUGAGAUCGUAUGCAUAUGUACAUGGUUCUCUAUUUUAGUGAACUUUAUGUGAUUGACAUUGCUACUAGUGAUGGUGGUUCACUUUGGGGUCAUUUAGUCUACUUACAAGAAAAAAUCCAUGUUCACACUGUCAAACCCUAGAAGAAAGGAAAUAUCCUCUCUUGCUUUCGGUUGGGAAUGGGGAAUGUGGGUCAUGGCUAAAAUUCUUUUUUUUUUUUUUUUAAUUUAUUUAUUUGUCAGAGAGAGAGAGAGCACAAGCAGAGGGAGAAGCAGGCUCCCUGCUGAGCAGGGAGCCCGAUGCAGGACUUAAUCCCAGGACCCUGGGACCAUGACCUGAGCUGAAGGCAGUCGCUUAACUGACUGAGCCACCCAGGCGUCCCAUGGCUAAAAUUCUGAAGAGGUCCUUGGCAGCUAGUUCAAAAACAUCAGGUAUCAUGUAUCUGGGUAUAUCAACAACCCCCUUACAUUUAAUACCAGACGCCUUAUCUCUUAGUAUGUAUUGGGAAAAUAUUUGCAGCCAAGUUUCAAUACUAGACUGACUAAGUCAAUGACACAUUUGUUACCCUUGUUAGAACUAAGGUAGAUUUGAUUGGGAUGAAUGCCGUCUCCUUAGUUCUUAACACUGAAAUUGUAGUGUCUAUUCAGAAUAUCCAGGAAAAACAGGAAUCAUACAGAAACACUGAAUCUCCAUUAAGCAGUAAGAGAUCAGUGAGCCAUGAAUUGAAAUUCUUAAAAGACCUUUUGAAACAUAGCUAAUAUUAUUUGAUACAUGUUUCUUUUGAAAACCCUCCUAUUAUAUAAAAUUCUGCAAAUAGAGGCUCGUUUAUCUUUCUCUCUUCAAGAUUUAAAACAGGAGCAGUGAUUUGGAAAAUCUAAAGUUAUGAGCUCAGUUUUCCUGUGGCAUCAGUUGGAUCACUCUAUCACUUUUCAUUCUUGAUCAAUAGGAGUUUGACUUUAUUGGAAAAUGACUGUGAGAAUCCAAUUUCCCGUCCAUCUCUAUUCUGGACUGUCAUAGAUAGAAAAAUGUCCCCACAGAUCAGGGGAUAAGCCUUCCAAUGGAGGUGUUGCUUGAACCACAUAAACAGAGAGUUGUCUUCAGACUUUGGGAAAAUGUGUAAAUGACAAUAUUCCUGUAGAUCUUUCAGAAAGAUGCUUUUUUUCCCCCCAAACUCUAAAACAAAUAUUUUGUACAUACGCUAAUGAGCUCUAAAAUCCUUCUGUGCGUUCUGAUAAAGGGCUAUGAUUGCACAGAAGCUUCCACAGUUGUUUUCAAGUGCAAAAGAGCUAACGUGGCUCAAAAGGGUAAUAUAUGAAUUUCACCUGAAAAGUGUAUAUAUGUUUUGUGUGUGAAAUUGCAUACUUUGUGUUUCAAUUUUUAUUUUCUUCUUGGGAUAGUGGGUUUUCCAGAACCACAGUUGAAGCUUUUUUUUAUUAUUAUUAUUAUGUUUUUAUAUUUUCAUGGAAACAUCAUUUAGUAAGACUACAAUGCCAAACAAGAAAAAAAAAUGCCAUAACUGUAAGAUAGGGGGAAGGAAAUGUUGUUUUUUAUUAUUAUUUUUAUUUUGUAUGUUCAAGAGAGUGAGUCCUUGAUUUCAAAGUUUUAUUGUGCUUAAAUGGUAAGGGGCACUGUUAAUUUGUGGAGUACGUAUGCGACUUGGCUUUGAAAACCUACUGAGGGGAAGAAUGAAAGCUGUGCAUCGGCAAUGCUCGGAGGGCAGAUGGCUUCCCCGACUGUCCUGAGUGUUUGAACAAACCUAGGACCUCUUCUGAGCUAUUUCAGCACUGUUCAGGUAGCACUAGGGACUCAGAAAUUCCUGUACUGUAGCUUACGUGUUUGGCACUAGCCAAGGCUAAGCACAAUGACUGGCCUCAUGUCCUGGUGGCAACUUCUGCUCUUUGAGUGUAUGAGUAGCUAGGAUAAGGGGUGAACGAGUAUUCAGAACCGAUGAGUGGGAGUGGACUUAGUGGAGGUCCUGGGGAGGGGGUGGGGCUCAGCUCAAUGCAGUCUGCUGACAAGUGGAUAGAUUUUUGUUUGAAAGGGAUGAGAAACAGAAAGGGAGAAUAGAACUUUCUUCAUUAAAUCCAUUUGCCUUUUGUUUUCUUGAUAUUCUCCUAAAGUACAGUAUGUGGGAUGUUGAAUGUUAAAGGUUUGUUUUUUUUUAUUAUUUUUAUAAUUGUACAAAAGUUAAAUGUCAAAUGUUUUAUAUGCUUUAUUAAUGUUUUGAAAGUUUCUUUCUUAUAGAUGUGAUACAUUUUUUUUUUAAGCUUCUGUUGCUUGUCUUUUGGUAUUUUGUGUAAUGGGCUUUUGGUGAGCCAGAGGCAAAUCUCC
Mirounga angustirostris (Northern elephant seal) is the source of this 5021-nucleotide messenger RNA. RefSeq names its product tumor protein p63 (gene TP63). Bases 62 to 2053 code for a protein of 663 amino acids. The record is from RefSeq and is a predicted model, not a curated record. Gene Ontology annotation, molecular function: protein binding; DNA-binding transcription factor activity, RNA polymerase II-specific; RNA polymerase II cis-regulatory region sequence-specific DNA binding. The transcript is spliced from 14 exons. Gene Ontology annotation, biological process: protein tetramerization; regulation of transcription by RNA polymerase II; apoptotic process. NCBI's taxonomy places the organism in Eukaryota, Metazoa, Chordata, Mammalia, Carnivora, Phocidae. Gene Ontology annotation, cellular component: nucleus.